CAGGGAGGGUCCCGGGGGGGUUUGGUGGGAGCCGGCCCCUCCGGCACGGGGCACAGCGGGCAGAGAGCAGGGCUGUGCAGGGCGGCGACAUCUGUGGCCCUUUGUGCCAUGGCAGGGUCAGGCUAUGGCUCUGCUGGCCCCCCCGCCCCAUCCCCUCGGUACCGGUACCUGGACCUGCUCUUCGCCCUACUGGGCACUGCUGCCUUCUUGGUAGACCUGGUCGCUGAUCUGUGGGUGGCCGCCAGCUACAUGCAGGCUGGGCACUGUCUCUGGGGGGGGCUGGUGCUGGCGCUGCUGGGCCUCUCCUCCCUGGCCAUGCAGUGCUUCAGCUGGGCCUGGUACCGGACGGACAACAUCGAACUGGAACUUCCCAGUGGCCGCUGCCUGGCUGCACUGCACCUCCUCCAGCUGGGCUAUCUCUACAGGUGUCUCCGUGUGCUGAGAGCGGGCUGGCGAGCAUGCAGGGUGGAGACUGCACAGGAGCGAGACUACGCUGUCUUCCUGUCCCACGACAUCAGCAUGCUGCGCCUCUUUGAGACCUUCCUGGAGGGCACCCCCCAGCUCACGCUUGUGCUUUCCAUCGUUCUGCAUACAAACAAGUUGGAGCCUUUCCAGGGGCUCGGGAUUUUCACUGCCUCCCUAUGCGUGGCGUGGUCGCUGCUGGAUUAUCACCAGUCCCUCCGCUGCUUCCUCUUGGACAAGCAUGAGCUGGGCCCGCUCUCCUCCACCAUCUACUUCCUGUGGAACUUCCUCCUCAUCUGCCCCCGCGUCCUGGCAGUCGCGCUCUUCGCCACACUCUUCCCGUGCUACGUCGGCCUGCACUUCCUGGGCAUCUGGGCUGCCAUGCUCCUCUGGGUCUGGCUGCAGGGCACUGACUUCAUGGAGUGCCCCAGGUGGGAGUGGCUCUACAGGGCCACGGUGGCCGUGAUUCUAUAUUUCUGCUGGUUCAACGUGUCCAAGGGGCAGACGCGGCAGCGCAGCACGAUCUAUCAUGGCUUCAUCCUGGUGGACAGCGUGCUCCUCGCUGGCUCCUGGCUCUGGCACAAUGCCCCUCUGCAUGAGCGCUCUUUUCUGCUCCCUGUGCUUCUCGCUGCCCUGGUCUGCUUCGUGCUCGGGCUGCUGCUGAGAAUCGCCUACUACAAAUGGUUCCACCCCACGCUGCAGGUCCAGUGCCAGGCAAGCUAUGAUGAAGUAGACACUGCAGAAGGACUAGCCGGUUUCCGAGCUGGCCCAGUGCCGGCCCCUGUGAACAGACGGAUGUACCAGCUGUCCCAGAACCACUUCUUGGUCUCUUUGCAGGCCGGGUGAAACUGGGGGAAUGGGGACCUGGACAACGUGCCUCUCUGAGCGCAGCUGUCCCUGCUCCAGGCAGAGGGAUUUACACCUCAGGGAUCUGUGCUGCGGGAUCCCAGGCCGGACCUGGCUCCAGCCAUCUCGGCGCCUGCAGUGUGUUCCCAGGGACUGGGCACCACACCUCUGGAAUGGGCAGCUGUCGCAGGGAGAGGAGAUUGGAGCGAGCUAGGCGGGCUGAGGGCACUGGCAUGUAGGGCCCAACAGCUGGCAUCCAGCACGGGCAGCUGUGAAGCCUGUUCUGGUCUGGCAUUCUUCUAAUGGGACAGGCACUGCAGCGAGUGUCAUGGGAGAACCCGCUAUAAGAGUGCUGGACGCAUUAACCCUUUAUCGUUAGGCCCCUAUUACAGGAACUUCUCACUUGUUUCUGCUGGUUGCUGUGGCCUCCCGGCUUCUGCUCUGCACAUUGCCCUGUUCAGCCCCAUCCCCAUUUCCCUGCCAGGCUCACCACUGCUCUGUUUCAACAGAGUUCAAUGGGAAACCGUGUGCUCUGUUCUUGGCAGGACCUGCCAGGUUUUCCAUUUGUCUGGAAUUUCUCUGCACCUGUGUUUUGUUGCUAAUUUCAAAGCUUCCCUGUAGUAGUGGGUGACCCACGGCACCACACUGGGCGAGGCUUGGAGCCUCUAGGGAUGACUUGGCCACUGCAGGGGGUGUUAGUUUGUUGAUGUUUAUAAAGGGAAGGGUAUAAAUAUAUGGUGUUAUAAUAAUGUGCCAUCGACAGAGACCUAGUCUCUAGCUCCGCACUUUCAGGAGGGAACAGCAGCAUGUUCCUGUUGGAGAGAUGGGGGUAAGCAUGUGAAGAAUUCAGGGCGGUGGAGGGGAGGUGAAUGGUGUGGAGAAUUCAGGAGGGUGGGGGGGGCAAUGGUGUGGAGCGUUCGGGGGGUGGGGGGGAACGGCGUGGAGCAGUGGUUUUCAAACGGCAGGUCGCGGCAUGGAAGGCGCUGGGUCGCAGCGGCUCCAGUCAGCACCGCAGCCUGGGCCGUUAGAAGUCUGGUUGGUGGCGCUGCCCGGCUAAGGCAGGCUAGUCCCUGUCUGCUCUGACCCCGCGCUGCGCCCUGGAAGGGGCGAGCAGCAGGUCCUGCGCCGGGUGGGGUCGUCGGGCUCCGCACGCUGCCCCUGCCCUGAGCACCAGCUCCGCACUCCCUCUGCCCCGGCCCAGAGCCCCCUCCCGAGCCCCGCAGCCCUCUGCCCCAGCCCUGAGCCCCCUCCCACACCCCGAGCCCCGCAGCCCUCUGCCCCGGCCCAGAGCCCCCUCCCACACCCCGAGCCCCGCAGCCCUCUGCCCCGGCCCAGAGCCCCCUCGCAAACCCCGAGCCCCGCAGCCCUCUGCCCCGGCCCAGAGACCCCUCCCACACCCCGAACCCCGCAGCCCUCUGCCCCGGCCCAGAGCCCCCUCGCAAACCCCGAACCCGCAGCCCUCUGCCCCGGCCCAGAGCCCCCUCCCACCCCCCGAGCCCUGCAGCCCUCUCAGAGCCCUCUCCCACACCCUGAACCCCGCAGCCCUCUGCCGCAGCCCUCUGACCCAGCUCUGCUGGGUCACGGGCAACAACAAUUUCCUUCAGCUGGGUCUCCAGAAAAAAAGUUUGAGAACCACUGGUGUGGAGAAUGGUGGGGUGGGGGGAGGGGAAUGGCUUGGAGAAUUCGGGGGAUGGGGGGUGAAUGCUCUGAGCUGAGUAAACCUUUUGCUCUUUUUCAAAACAAAGUUAAAAUGUUGAAGUUUU
Messenger RNA from Caretta caretta (loggerhead turtle), 3071 nucleotides. RefSeq names its product XK related 8 (gene XKR8). Gene Ontology annotation, cellular component: plasma membrane. Gene Ontology annotation, biological process: apoptotic process involved in development; engulfment of apoptotic cell; phosphatidylserine exposure on apoptotic cell surface. The record is from RefSeq and is a predicted model, not a curated record. Lineage: Eukaryota; Metazoa; Chordata; Testudines; Cheloniidae.